UCUGUAAAGAAAGUUGGUUGUUGAGGCUUUUAGAAACCAGAUUACAGGAGUGACUAUAAGCAUAUUUUAAAUUAAGUGCACGGGCUGCCGAGUGCCUAAGAACGUGAAUAGUGCAUACAUAAACAAUCCGCUUAGAAUGACCCAUAUAUCUGCUAUGCGUGUGAACAAUGGCACGCAACUUUGACUACACCAAACAUCACAAAUGACGAACCGACCUUCUGCAACAUUAUUUCGUUCAUUAAGAGUCACCUGGCGUACUAAAUUAUGGCAAUUUUGGGGCCCUUCUCUUCGGUGAACCAAACAUCCUUGUCACUUACCGAGAAAACAACGACCAAGUUACGUUGAUCUUGGGCAAGAAUUUAACGAGUUAUACGGCCAUUAGUUAUUUUCCAGUUAUCAAGUUUAGAAGACAACUGCAGAGCUCAAGAUGACCUCAUUGGCUACUGCACUUCCUCCCAUCAAAGUAGGUGGCCAGGUCACUCAGCAGGUCAUUCGGCAUGUUCCAUCUCCACCAAUGAAAGGGUCCUCUCUAGGGAGUCCGUUAAGAAGUAGCAGAGGAAUACAGAGACCAGAAGGCUCCUUUGUGAGGAGUCCUCCUUCUCAUCUGGAGAAAACAACUAGUUCUGAAAGGAUUGACACUUCAAGGUAUCGUAAUACCUAUGAACACAAUCUUUGCCUUGACAUGUUGAAAGAAGGUUUCCAUCAGUCAUUUCAAGAGCUGUUUAAUCUGAUGGAGAAACAAAAACAUGACAUAGAAAGUUUAGGAGCAGAUUCUGAUCUCUCUGAUCAACCUUUGCUACAAGAUCAACCAGAGAAACUUGACCAACUAAAACAUCAUCUAACCACAGCAGAGGCAGCAAAGAGAAGAGGAAAGAUGGACCAAGUUUAUCAUAGCUUACUGGCCCUAGCAAGAUUCUUUGAGGAGACUGGGGACUUUUGGCUCUCAGAUCACUUUUAUGGCUCUUGUUUGAAGACGAGCCUGAAGAUAAGAGGAGAUGGAAGGAGGAAGGAGUCAGAGGCUAACUGUAACAUGGGAUUGGCAUCUGAGAAGAGAGGGGAUCUGUGUAAAGCUGCAGAGUAUUUAGAGUCAUUUUACAAUUUGACAAAAGGGCGUCUGUGGCAGACAGAUGAUGGAGAAAAUCUGCAUUCACUUUCUUGUGGACACCUCAGGAGGGUGUAUACAACCAUGGCAGAUGAGGUUAAAGAGGCUGACACGAUGAAGUCAAUAGAUUACCUCCUGAAAGCAUAUGGAAUGGCAAAAGAAAGUGGUGACAGUCAACAAGAGGGCUUGGCUGGCUAUCGAUUGGGAAGUGCUUAUGAGGAAAUUGGAGAUGCUGAAACAGCCAUUCUGUAUCAUAAUGGGUACUUGGAGAAAUGCCAGCAGAACACAGAUGAUGUUGGGAUGGGGAGGGCUUGUCAAGCCUUGGCAAGAGCCUAUGAGUUGCAAGGAGAUGUGGAAAGUGCUAUGAAGUAUCUUGAGAUGUUUGUUGAGUUGGCUGAUCGAUCUCAGCAAUUACCAGAACAGCAGAGAGCUUGUACAAGUCUUGGCUCUAUCUAUAAUUCCAUGGGAAAAUAUGAAGAUGCUGUGCGUAUGUACAGGAGAGGCUUUGAGAUAGCUCAGGAUCUGACUGCAGUUGAAACCACUGAAACAACAAGAGUGGAAUAUGGAGUUGCUUUGGCACAUACACUUCUUGCAGGCUACUCUCAAUGUAUGGAUCAGCUUAGCAAGAGUAAUAUGCAAAGACUGCUUGAUUUUAAGAGCUCAAGAUGGGACACUUUUUCAGAAGAAGCAGCUCUCGGUUUCAAAGCAAAUGAAGGAAGUCAGCCAAGCAGUGUUGUGGGUCCAGGAGAAAGUGGGGACUCAGUUGAGGGGGAGGAUGACAAGGAAAAUGGAACUUCUGACCCUACUUCUGAAGGAGAACCCAAGGAUGAACAAAUGAAUGGUGGAUCAGAUUCAGGGGUGACAAGUGAAGGGGAAAAUGGGAAAGAUGACCAUCUUGAAAGUCAGCCAAUUGAGUAAUGGAUUUGCAAAAGGAACAUUGAAAAAAAUAUAUACUGUAUAUAAUAUAAUAUAUAUUUAUAAAUGACUUGUAAAGUACAACUCAUUCAAAUGAAACCAAGUGUGAGUGGAAUAAACAUCUAUCGUGAGUCACACCACGUUACUGAAGAAUGGGUUAGUACAUUCCAGUCUGUAACCUUUGGCAAAGCCUAUUUUUUUAACAAACAAAUGAAAAAAUUCCCUUUUAGUGUUAGUGACUAAUUUGCAGGACCACCUUAUCGUUGUACAGGUUGUUAUGAGAUUGGCAGGCUGCUUUCUUUAUUUAUCAUCAGAGUUUAUCAUUUCUUUGUUCACUUGAAGGGUUUGUUACCAGGUGUGACUUAAUUUAAUCUAUUAGGAUAAAAAAUUUCACAUUUUACAUCAUGUGCAUUGCAUGUGCUACUCUGAGUUGUACACAAGUAUCAUAAUCAUAAAAAAUGUAAAUUACAUAUCUCUUUGCAUGUAGGGGUAGAAGUUGUACUUUUACUUACAAUUUCAAAGUGUCAAAACUUCUGGUAAGAAAACA
Messenger RNA from Stylophora pistillata, 2564 nucleotides. RefSeq names its product tetratricopeptide repeat protein 29. Gene Ontology annotation, molecular function: protein binding. Gene Ontology annotation, cellular component: cilium. Gene Ontology annotation, biological process: cilium movement. The record is from RefSeq and is a predicted model, not a curated record. Lineage: Eukaryota; Metazoa; Cnidaria; Anthozoa; Scleractinia; Pocilloporidae.